Messenger RNA from Coccidioides immitis RS, 1610 nucleotides. RefSeq lists its product as uncharacterized. The record is from RefSeq and is a predicted model, not a curated record. The transcript is spliced from 2 exons. Lineage: Eukaryota; Fungi; Ascomycota; Eurotiomycetes; Onygenales; Onygenaceae. Bases 1 to 1371 code for a protein of 456 amino acids.
AUGGAUGAAUCGUUUCCCCGCUCAAGCCCCCUUCUCAGGGAGCUUGCGGCUGCCACCAAACAAAGAAAGCCUGAUGGGACGUCUCAAGAUUAUGUUGACCAAGGCUUUGCUGUUAUCAUAAAUGCCUCCGAGUACCACAGAAAACUUCAAGAGAAGGCUAUCAGGCAUGAGUUCAUCCUGCAACGCGAUUACAUGGACAAAAGGUUCGAGACCAUUGAAGAGCGUAUUGAAAUGGUCGACCGUGGGCUUCAAAGCCAUAUGGAUGAUCAGUAUAGGGGUGUGAACCGUCGAUUCGAGAAAGUCGAAAAGAAAUUGGAGGGUAUGGAGCAAAGGAUGGACAAGAAAUUUGGAGAACUAGAAGCUGCAAUUCAUGAUUUCCGUGCUAUGACUGUAAAUGGGAACGCAGACAGAGGCAUAAAGGCUUUGCAACCAGUUGGCGUAUACCAUCCAAAUCGUGGAUAUUUUGUUCCAGAAAAUUUUCCUCGAACCGUGGGGGAGUUCUGGAAAUUAAAGAGGACGUCUAAAUUACCUCAGUUAAUAUCUCUGUGUUUGUUCUAUGGGAUCACCCGUGAAGAGCUUACUGGGCUUGAUAUGGACGAGGACACCGAGGAAACUGAAGCAUAUACCUCCCUAACACUAAAGCAGUUGAUCGAAAAGUACCCAGAUUUAGCCCACAUGGCGUUGGCUGAUCGAUUCGGGCUUAAGUACGCUGUCGUGGCAGAAUUCAUGAAACGACUAGAAGAAUUUCGGGAUCAGUCCACAGGCAAAAGAUCCGUUAUAGGCCAAGGAACCGAAGCAACGAGGAAAUCUGCUCGGAUUGAACGUUCACGACAGGGUGAUGCUAACAUCGAAAGCGGAUCACAUAAGUCGGUUCCACCAUAUCAGCGAUUUUCCGAACAUGAGGUUGUCCCGCUAGAGCUACUCUUGAAAAAUACACCAUCCACCGUCGAGUCUAUUCGUUCGGAUAGGACUCAGCUGGGCUGGGCCAAAACCAGUGAACGAGAAAGAUUCGAUGCGUAUAUGGCUGAGAUAAAUGAAAGAAGAGAGCGGGAAGAAGAUCAAAAGCUGGAGGCAGAGCGCAUCGCUGCCCUCCCUUAUCAAGUUAUACCUGCUGCUGGCGUGUCGGAUUCGACGAAGCAAAGUCCUUCAAAGAACCCUUCAUAUUCGAAUACCUCCAGCCGAGCUGGGAGGGUACAAGAGCGAGAAUCCGAAGUUGCAAAGAGCCCAGAGUCUGGCGACACACAGAGCCAAAGGACUGUCUCCACAGAGCUUAUUGAGUCUCCAGCUAGGGCACCGCGCACCCAGCUCCAGCCUGCCUUCCGCCCGAAAUCUACCAAAAGCCAGCGCAGCGCGAAGGGGAUGAAAGAAUAGAAAUACAUUUUUACUCCCAUAUGCCUAUUUGUUUUGCCCUUGAAGUUUGGAUAUUUACUCUUUCCAGCCUUAAAAAGGAAAAUUCCCCCUGGUAGAAUGCUGCUUGGUACUACCUUUUUAAUACCCUGGCAGUUUGGAUGAACUUAACAGUACGGUCAGAUUAGUCUUAUGAUCUAACGCCUGGUCCUCAAGUCUAUACCCACGUAUAUACAAUUUAAUGCGAUAUAACUCCAUGGAAA